Haliaeetus leucocephalus (bald eagle) is the source of this 1839-nucleotide messenger RNA. RefSeq names its product transmembrane protein 194A (gene NEMP1). The record is from RefSeq and is a predicted model, not a curated record. Bases 1 to 1326 code for a protein of 441 amino acids. Lineage: Eukaryota; Metazoa; Chordata; Aves; Accipitriformes; Accipitridae. The transcript is spliced from 10 exons. Gene Ontology annotation, cellular component: nuclear envelope.
AUGCGGCCCGCUGCUGUGGCAGAGGGUGCCGGAGGGACUGGGCUUGCAGCAUCUCGCUGUCCGGAUCUGCCGGUGUCGCUGGGCCUUCUGUGGGAUUCGGGAGCCUCUUUCACCUCAGUGGAUGCCAGGGAGUCGGUGAUCCCACUCCACGAGGGCCACACGUACCAUCACUCAGCUUCUCACCACUUCUGCUACACCAACACCCGCGUCCCACAAUGGCACGACAUAUGGACAAGGACACAGAUCCGGGUCAAUAGCAGCCGGAUGAUCCGAGUCACCCAGGUGGACAGCGAGGAGGAGCUGGAGGAGUUCAACGUGUGGAACAUCAUUUUCUCCUUCCUGAAGGAGAAGCUGAACGACACCAGCAUUGAUGUGGAUCUCUACAGCAACAAAACCUGCCUGAAGGUUGAGCUGCUGGAGGCUGGCACGACGUACUGUGUCGUCCUCUUCCGACGCUUUGACCCUAAGCUGUUCCUGCUUUCCUUCCUGGGCCUGUUGUUGUUCUUCUGUGGCGACAUGCUGAGCAGGAGCCAACUCUUCUACUACUCGGCUGGGAUUAGUUUUGGCUUGCUGGCCUCCCUGCUCAUCCUUGUCUACAUGAUGUCCAAGGUCAUGCCCAAGAAAAGUCCUGUUUACUUCCUGCUGGUAGGAGGCUGGUCCUUUUCCCUGUACCUGCUUCAGCUGAUCUUCAAGAACCUACGCGAGAUCUGCAAGUCCUACUGGCAGUACCUCCUAGGCUACCUGCUGCUCGUGGGCAUCGUGAGCUUUGGUGUGUGCUACAGGUAUGGCCCGCUGGAGAACGAGCGCAGCAUCAACCUCCUCUCCUGGGCCCUGCAGCUCUUGGGCCUGUUGCUGAUGUACUCAGGCAUCCAGAUCCAUCCCAUCGCCUUGGCCUUGGUGGUCAUCGCUGUCUGCACCAAGAACUUGGACUACCCCUUACAGUGGGCCUUUGCGGCCUACAGGAGAAUGCAGAGUGCCAGGCUCGGGCCAAGCCCCCGUCGUCUGCUGACGGAGGAGGAGUACCGGCUCCAGGGCGAGGUGGAGACGCACAAGGCCCUUGAGGAGCUUCGAAACCACUGCAGAAGCCCGGAUUUCUCUGCCUGGACUGCAGUCUCCCGCAUCCAGUCUCCCAAGAGGUUUGCUGACUUUGUGGGUGGUGCCUGUCAUGUCACCCCCAAUGAGGUCUCUGUCCAUGAGCGGGAGUACGGCCUGGGUGUCAUCUUCUUUGAGGACCAGCUCUUUGAGGAGGAAGAGGAUGAUGAUGACUCCUUUGACAGGAAUCACAUGAGUUAUUCCCUGAGCCAUGUCCACAUGGAUGCCGAUUGAGGUGCUGGUGAGGGUGACGUGCACGAGAGGAACUUUGGACCUGUCACACCGGUACCUGCGUGCUCAGCAUCUGCCUGCUGCCAGGCCGCUGUGGGGAGGGAACAGGCAAUGGGUGACCUGCUGCUCCUCCUCCUGCUGUUACCAAAGAUGCCAGUGGGCUCCAGCUGGUUGGGCUGUGCCUCUGUCUUGGCUUAAAUCCUGUGUGGAUACCAAAAACCCCAGCACCUCCCUGAUGGAGAUGCAACUCUGUCGGCCCCUCCACGUGCAUGUCACAGAGCUCAGGAGAAGACAGCCUUGAAGUCUGCUUGGUGCCCCAUGUGCUCGCUCCGCUCCCCGCAGCUGCUGUGUUGUGGCAGAGGCUGUGCUCAGCCUCCCGCUCCCUGCACCUCCUGUCUGCCAGGCGGUCCCUGGGCUGAGGAUGAGUGUGGAUGUGCUUCCUCCUCCCUGCCUUGCUGGUGGUUAGGUGCUGGCAGCUCCCUGUCCCCUUGAAGCUGGUGCCCUGGGGAUGGCCCU